This is a messenger RNA of Arctia plantaginis, 717 nucleotides long. The record is from the annotation of a GenBank genome assembly. NCBI's taxonomy places the organism in Eukaryota, Metazoa, Arthropoda, Insecta, Lepidoptera, Erebidae.
AUGUCCAGCGGAACUCCAAAACUGUCAAUUAAAUCAAAAGCAAAAUCAACUUCAAUCACGAAAAAAUCUGUUAAAAAGGAUUCAAUUAUAUUUAUUUUCAAAAACAAAGUAAAAGUCUCUAAAAUAAAUGUAAAGCACGUGGAGCUGAUCGAAGGAAUGGACGCGGACUAUAUAAAGCAAAGAUUUUCUAUAAAAGGAUCUAAAGCCAAAAUUUUGGAAAACAUGGUUACUGACUACAAAGACGGAAAAUUAUCGUUACCUGGCUUGUCUCAUACGUCCAAAUUUGAUGAGAAAAUUCUGGAUAAAUCUCGUAUAAUCCAAAUAAUAACAGAUUAUGAAAGCGCAAAGAAGAAAAGAGAAAUUGAAGACAUUCAUAAAAGCGUUGACCUGCUAAAAAAGAAAUUUGAUAUAAGUUUAUCCGAAACAAAAAUUUUAGAAAAUUUUCUUGAUAAUUUAAAUAAGGGGUCACUGGAAAGUUUGCAAUUGUUUAAAGAGAAACUAGAUUCAAAAAGCCUAGAUAAAAAUAAAUUUAAUGCUUUAUUAGCGCGGUAUGAGGCUGCAGAUAAGUACAGUCGAGGUAUAUCAUUUCUAUUAACAAGAAGUAAGCUUUCCAUUAUUGCAUCGAAGCGCAAAUUAACUAACAUGUUGAACAGUAUUAAAGAAAUAAGUUUGUCAAAAGUCUUCCAGCAUAAUAACAGUAUCGACAAAAAAAAUUGA